Molecule: messenger RNA, 12136 nt
Organism: Microplitis mediator
Lineage: Eukaryota; Metazoa; Arthropoda; Insecta; Hymenoptera; Braconidae
Product: serine/threonine-protein kinase MARK2-like
Exons: 19
Coding region: 746-4111 (1121 amino acids)
Biological process (GO): protein phosphorylation; microtubule cytoskeleton organization; intracellular signal transduction
Cellular component (GO): cytoplasm
Molecular function (GO): tau-protein kinase activity; ATP binding; protein serine/threonine kinase activity
Source: RefSeq, a predicted model, not a curated record
CGAUCAAGCCCUGACGGUGGUAGCCAUCUUGAAAAAUGAGAAUGUGUAAUGUCUGCAUGUGGUAAUAGGUGGGGGACGUUUGUUAAUGUGUGGUGCAUUUCGAUCGUGAAAUCUGUCACAAAUGGUAAUUAUAAAAUAAAAAGGUUUAAUUGUGGCGGGGGCAUGAGGCGACCGUUCGAUCGUGAGUGAAGAACGGGUCUUGUGUCAACUGUAGAUACAGUUUCGAGAAUUCCCUUCCGCGGCUUCUUUUGUAUAUUGUAAUUAUAUCGUUUUAUAUAUGGAGUAUUGUUAUAACGAACAGUGGUGAUAAAAUAAAACAAAUAAUGAGUGUUUAAUAAUUUUGAAUUCUUAAGGAUUAUUAAAUUAGCGGGUGAAUUAUUUAUUUAUUCUGCUUUGAAGUAUCAUGGACAGACAUACAGAGUCCCGUAAUCCUGAAUGGCUGCCUACUUUCUAGGUUACUGACGGAUAAUCAUGUCUGUCUGUUAAAUCUGGCGUAAAGGCAGAAAUCAUAGCAUUGAAGGGCUGGAGGGUUUAAGGCAGUAAUCCUGGCUGGCCUAUAAUGUACAAUAAUACCAUGCGGAGCACAUUGCAAACUGUUCCAGAAUCUGUGCCCGCUGACCGCGUCACAAAUUCUAAAAACACGAAAAACUUGUUGGUAUGAUUAUCAACGUGAAAAAUUUGAUUUAAAAAAUUGUAAAGUUGAUAAUUUGAAGUGAACUUGAUAAGAAGUUAAAGACUUAACGCCAUGGCUGAUCGAGGUAGUCGUGUUGUUGAACUACGUAGUGUCGAACGUAAUGUUCAACCAUCUCAAGGUUUAGUUGGAUCAAGAAAAAAUUUUUUGAUAGUUGGAUCUCAAAAAAAUAAUGAGUUUGAACAGGAUGAUGUAAAAAAUACCGAAUCAUCAACAUUUGAUAAUCUCAAGCAGUGGGAAUUAAUUGAAGGUGAUCGAGGUCUUAGAGUUGUUGAAAAACGACCAACUUUAGAAUGUCCAUUACCACAGAGUUUUGACAAAUAUUCUAUACCUUCUUCGCCAUCAGUUUCUCAAAAAUUUCCAACAGAUAUUGAAGUUGAAAGAAGCUUUUGGAACGAAGAUAUCGUACAAAAAUUUAAAGCUUUUGAACGAUCUAGUAUUAUUAAAACUGUAUCACCUCCAAUCAAACCAAUGAACAAUAAAAGUAAUAAUGGUGAAACUAAUUGUGAGAAUCCAAUUAAAUUGGAUACUAUUUUAAAAACUGAAAAUUCACCUGCGAAUCAUAGUAUAGACAUGUUGGAUCAGCUGGAACGGCAGGUUAAAGCUAUUGAAAUGGGGACUAUUGCUGCUCGUACUAAAUUACGUGACAGUACAGAUUUGCAGCCUCAAAUUCAACUGCGUUAUCGUGAACAUGAAGAUUUAUUAAACAAUGUUACUGAUGAUGAAAUCGAUGGGGCAUCGCCACUACAACGAGGUGAGGCUAUGCGAAAUUCUACUGGGAAUGCAGCAAUCAAAAGACCAGCAGUUAAGUUAUCAAGAACAGCAUCAGAUACUAGACGUGGUCAGGAAACAGAAAUGCCUUUGAAAGUUCAAUCAAGAGCCCAGCAGUUAGCAAGGGUAGUAAGACCUGUAGUAGUUAAAAAAAGUGAUUCUCGUCACCGUCCUGAAGUUAGUGGAACCCUCAAACCUCUCACCGACAUCAUGCAGAAAACUAUUCAAGUUCAUCAGAAGACUGGAGAUGGCGUGGGAGUAUCGAGCAGUGGAGGUCGACUUUCCUCAAGGAGUCGAACCUCCGAAGAACCACACAUUGGCAAGUACAAAUUACUAAAAACAAUCGGUAAAGGUAAUUUUGCCAAAGUAAAACUUGCUAAACAUAUACCAACUGGAAAAGAAGUGGCUAUUAAGAUAAUCGAUAAAACUCAAUUGAACCCAGGCAGUCUUCAAAAGCUCUUUCGUGAAGUAAGGAUAAUGAAGAUGCUUGAUCAUCCAAAUAUAGUAAAGUUGUUUCAAGUUAUUGAAACAGAAAAAACAUUAUACUUAGUAAUGGAAUAUGCAAGUGGUGGUGAAGUAUUUGAUUACUUGGUAUUACAUGGAAGAAUGAAAGAAAAAGAAGCUAGAGCCAAGUUUAGGCAGAUAGUAUCUGCUGUGCAGUACUGUCACCAGAAGAAAAUAAUUCAUAGAGAUUUAAAAGCUGAAAAUCUUUUAUUAGACAGUGAAAUGAAUAUUAAAAUAGCUGAUUUUGGAUUCAGUAAUGAAUUUACACCAGGUAAUAAAUUGGAUACAUUUUGUGGUUCACCACCUUAUGCAGCACCUGAAUUAUUUCAAGGAAAAAAAUAUGAUGGUCCUGAAGUGGAUGUAUGGUCAUUAGGAGUUAUUCUCUAUACAUUAGUAUCUGGCUCACUGCCAUUCGAUGGUUCAACCUUACGAGAGUUAAGAGAAAGAGUAUUAAGAGGGAAAUACCGAAUUCCUUUUUAUAUGUCAACUGACUGUGAAAAUUUAUUAAAAAAAUUCUUGGUGCUCAAUCCGACGAAACGGGCCUCAUUAGAGGUACGUGGUGAUAAGAAUAUAAUGAAGGAUAAAUGGAUGAAUAUGGGCUAUGAAGAUGAUGAAUUGAAACCGUACUUAGAACCAGAACCCGAUUAUAAAGACCACAAGAGGAUAGGUGAGUCUGCCAAAGCCCUUGCUAUUAUGGGAUACUCAAGAACUGAAAUUGAAGACUCAUUGGGACAAGCUAAAUAUGAUGAUGUAUUUGCCACUUACCUUUUACUUGGACGUAAAACUACUGAUCCUGAGAGUGAUGGCUCGCGGUCAGGUAGCUCAUUAUCACUGCGUAACAUUCCGCCACAAGCUAGUUCAGGUGCAGGAGGCGGUAGUGGAGGAAGUACUGGUGGUACAGUUCAAAGCCCUUCGCAUAGAGGUGUUCAUCGUAGCAUUUCUGCAAGUAAUGCUAAACCCAGUAGACGUGCAUCUGCUGGUGUAGAAACUCUUCGUGGAGUACCAAGUCCAGGUAAUGCAACGAACCAUAACCAUGCUUCAACUGUCACUGGUGGAACAGUAACUGCUAGUGGUGGUAGUAAUUUUAAACGUCAGAACACCGUUGAUGCAGCGACUAUUAAAGAAAACAGUGCACGUGUUUCAUCGACACGAACAUCAGCACCUAAAAAUAAUCCAGGGCAGCUUGAUACCAUGACAAUGUUUAUUCUAGGCGUCGGUACGAGUCCUGGUGGUAAAGGAAGAGUUGGAAAGAGUAAUACUAUAAAUGCAGGGGUAGGUGGUGUACGACCUCUUACCUCCCCUGCUCCAGGCUCCGUUGGUCGACGCAGUACUAUCUCUUAUGAUCAAGCUAAAACGUCCUCUUCAUCUACCGAAAGAACUAAUGACGUACCUAGCUUAACCGAGGGCCCUAGGCCAACGCGAGGUCAUAUCAAGUCUGCCAGCAUCAGUGCAAGUCACAGAUCUACGAGUGGUGUAGCUCCCAGCGAUCAAUCGCUACUGGAUACUCAACCACGGAAUGUUCACAACUCCUUACUCACAACGACUGACCCUCUUAGGCAGAGCAUGGGAGUAUCUCCGAGUAGCAGAUUGGCAACACCCACGACACCGGCAUUUCCACGAAAUGUACCAAGUCGCAGUACGUUCCAUUCUGGCCAAAAUCGAGCGCAGAGAAAUCAUACUCAGGGACAUACUCAUACACAGGAUACAAGUGCGAUAAGUCCACUGGCAAGACCAUCAUUCUUUUCGAAAUUGUCGUCAAGGUUCUCUAAACGCGCCAUGGACCAAACCGCACCCCCGAAGCAUCCAGUUGUAAGUGGAGCAACGACUAAUGAUGAACAAGUUAAACCACGUAGCUUACGUUUUACUUGGAGUAUGAGGACUACAAGUAGUCGAGAUCCGAAUGAUAUUAUGGAGGAAAUACGUAAGGUACUGGAUGCGAAUAAAUGUCAAUAUGAACAGCGAGAACGGUUUCUUUUGUUAUGUGCACAUGGAGAUGCAGCAACAGAUAGUCAAGUUCAAUGGGAAAUAGAGGUUUGCAAAUUACCUCGGCUUUCAUUGAAUGGUGUACGAUUUAAGCGAAUACUGGGUACAUCAAUAGGAUUUAAAAAUAUUGCCAGUAAAAUAGCUAAUGAACUCAAGCUGUGACUGCCGGCUGCGGGUGGUUUAACAACUAAUGUUAAUCCAUAACCCUUUCGUGAAUUAAAUUAUUCAUUGACAGAUGACAAGGAUUUAUCAUAUUACUAUUAUGCCUGGAAUUCAGACUCAGACUCUGAUGAUUCAGAUACACGAGAAGUAUUUGUUUAAUUGUCUUUUAAUCCUGUAACAAUUAACUAAAAAUGUCUUUAAAAAAAAAAAAAAAAAAAAGAAAAUCGCGUAAUAAUUAUCAUGAUUGAAAGAUGUUAAUGGAAUUAAUGAAUAGUUGAAAUCAAUAUGAUUUAAAGAUCUAACUCUAAUAAUGGACGAUUGUCUUUUCGUAAUCAUUCAUUUCCCUUCCAUCUUUCCCGUGUGCCAAACAAUAAGGCCCGGUUUUUAACUUUUUUUUUCAUGGGAUCAAAAUAAAUUAUUAUUAUUAUUAUUUUAAUUUUUAUUAUUAUUACUAUUUACGUAAUAAUUAAAUCAAUUAUUCUACGAUAAUUUCUACAUCAUAACAUGAAACUAAACUUAAUGGUCGUGAUAUACAAAUUUUUUCCUCUAUCUCAUAACUCAUAACUACGUUAUGAAACGAUUCAAUAAAUUAAUUUUAAUCGAACAAUUUAAAAAUAAAAAAACGUCAUGGGUUUUUUCGUAGUUGAUUUUCAUCUAUCAAAUUCAUGAUUCCCACAGGAAACCCUUGGGAUAAUUAUUGUACCUGUUAAUGAUCUAAUAAAAUGCAUAAAAAACGUCUAGAGUGUCGAAAUACAAUAAUGCUAUAAUUACAACAUUAUCUAUAUAAAGAAAAAACAAAAAAAAAAAAAAAUAAAUAAAAAAAAGAAACCAAAAUCUGCCACCAAUCUUAAUUUUCAAAGAAACUUCUCAGAACAAUUAUAAAUAUAUUUACAAUGUGGCAUAAAUGUUUUCAUUGUGGACGUCCAUUUUAAAAGUCAAGAGUGCAAAAUUUUUUUUUUUAUAGAUAAAAACGAUUUGAUAUUUUCUUGAAUUAAAUUAAUUUUUUUUAAUUGUAUUUUAUUGCAUAAAGUUGAUUAGAAAAAAUAGUUGAUUAGUUGAAUGAAUAGAAACUGGAAUCGCUGCUGGCUGAGUAAAAAAAAGAAGAAAAAUAACUGUUCGAUCAGUCUUACGUCUAUUUGAUUGUAAGUUUAUAUCAAUUAAUUAAUGACAACUUUUUUUUUUAAUAUACGUAAUUGAUGAAUGUGAAUAAUUAGAUAAUGAAGCAUCUGUAAAUGCUUCAAUACAAAAAUAUUGAGCCGACUCAGUAAAAAAUAGUAACAUAAAAUGAUAAUAUUAACUAUAAUAAUGAUUAAUGAUUAUUGCUAAUACUCGUAUCUAUUGUGAAUAAUAAUGAACUAUAUACAUAUAUAGUUUCGUGAAAUAAUUCAAUUACAGAUUUUAAAAAAGUAAUAUCGUAAUGAUAAGAUCUGGUACAUCUAAUUGAAAUAAAAUUACUAUAACAAGAAUAAUAUUAGGUUUAGAAAUUGGCUAUUUUAUGCUUAAAUUUUUUUUAUUACCAAGUAAUUUACGGUUCGAUAAAUCAAAUAAAUUAAUGAAAAUGAUUUUUGUGAAAGCGUUUGAAUCGUGCUAAAUAAAAAUUAUAAUUUGUAUAUUGUAAUAUCAAAAGGUACUAAAUUAUAAAAGUCUCUGUGCAUCUCACUUAAAAAUAAUAGUACAUCAGUUAUUAUUAAAUAAUUCAUUACGGGAUGUGUUUUGUAUUCGCCUACUGAUUAAUUUAAAAUAACUUGCACAAUGAAAAAAAUAUAUCAAAUACUUGAAGCGAAAAUAAUUUAUUGGCAAUGUUUAUAUUCAUUUUUUAAUAUUUGUACAUCAUACUAACGAAUUGAAAAAAACUGUAUGUCGUACGAUAUUCAUAAAUGACUGAUAGAAAUCGACAACAGUUUUAAUAUAUCAUAAUUAUAUAAAACGUAAAAAAAAAAUAUAUAAUACCAAAAAAUCAAAAUUAAUUUCAUGGUAGACGUUGAUAAAACAAGUGACGAUGGCAACGGGACUUAUUAUUUUUUUUUUUUAACAAAUCUGUACAGUAUCAUCAUAGUUUUUUUUCAUUAUUUUUCAUUUUCAUUAAAUGUAAUAUAAUAUGAUUAUCGCGUCAUAUUUCAAUUGAGCUAAGUUAAUAAGAAAAAAAUAUAAAUAAUUAAAAUUAAUUAAACACAUUAAAGAUCAUCAAUGCAAUCGUCAAUAUAUAUAUCAGGAUGCUCCGUUUGAAACGAACAUUUUUUUCUUCUUCGUUUCCCAUUGAAAAUCGUCUUCUACAUGCUAAAAUAAAAAUUUAGUCUAAUUUUAAGCUCUUAAUAUCAAUUCUAAGAACUGGAGCAACGUCGUUGAAGUUUCUACAUGCUCAAAGCAUAUAAAUCUCGAUUUUUAGGUAAAUUUUUCAAAAAUCUAGCUAUUAUAUUUGUCCUUAUGGUCGAUUUUUCAAGGAAAUUUGUCAUACCCUCACGGUUUUGAGAUUGCCGUAAAAACGCCGUAAAUAUUCAGCAUUUAUGCGCAUGCCGUAAAUUUACCGGUAUAAUUUGGUAUUAUCAUGGUUAGAGUGGCCAGUUUUUUUUACUGUAGUUAUGCAGUAUAUUUACUGUACUUGAACUGUAGAGUUACCAGAAUACUACAACUACAGUAAAAUUACUAUAGAAAUGCCGAACUUUUACCGAAAAAUGCUAUAUAAAAACCGUAAUAAUACGAUAAUUUUAUAAUAAUAAAAUCGUAUUUUUUUGGUAAUAAUACCGUAUAUAUCCUGCGAUUUUGCCAAAUUUAUGCUGAUAUGAUGAAAAAUUGUAAAAAAUUUGGUUUCAUUUUUUGUUCGCUUCUGCAUUUAAAAUCAUCGAAAAUGUGCAAAAUGUAAAAUUUUUUUUAUUUUAUUCUAUUAGUUCACACAUUUCUUAUUCAAACAAAAUAAUGUAAGUGAAGAAAUUUACAGCGAUCAUAAAGCACCCUCAGCGCUUUCGUGCUUGAGGUGUGCAAUAACUAUCCGGGAAAAUUGAUAGUUUUAAUUUUUUUAAGUUUGUUUGUAUCCAGAUAAAUACAAUUAGUAUCAACCUUCAAGUAAGCGAUUUGGCAUAAUGGUUAACAGAUCAGACUUUGAAUAAUUAGGACUCGGAAUCGAUCCCACGAGUUGACGGGUUUUUUUUUUCAUGAAAGUUAUUGUAUAUACAUGGUAGCCACAUUUCUGGAAAACCUGGAAAUAUCAGGGAAUUAUAAAUAUACUGGAAAAGUCAGGGAAUUUUGUCACAAAGCCGAAAAAAUUUUCACUUUCUUUCUUUUGACUUGAAAAAUCCGACAAAUUUAGUUUUCUGUCUAAACUGUUCAAAAAGUAACGAGGCGUGAAUGCGGUUGUAAAACCAUGUUGAAAAAAAAUUAGUAGAAAUUGAUUCCAAUAGCGAAAAAAUGAAGCAGUUAAAAUUAUCAAGGCUGUUAGAAAAAAAUUGUCAACGAGGAAGAACCGUCAGUAAAGCACCCCUAGCGCUUUCGCGUUUGAGGUGUGCAAAAAGUCUUAGUAGAAACCAAUCGCCAGGAUCUUCAAGCUCUUAACAUCCAUAUGGACAAGUUAAAAAGCUAAAAACAUUAAAUAUAUACAUUAGGGUGCUUCGUUUGAGAUGACUAAUUUUUUUUUAAGUCCCAUGUCAAAAUAUUUUUUUUCAUACUGAAAAAAAAAUUUUCACCAAAGAUGAGCUCUUAUUUUUAAUUUUCAGUACUCGCUAAAUGAAUUUGAAAUUUUCCCAUGUAAUUAACACGAAAAUUUUAAUUUUUUUAUUUCAAUUAUCUACAGCAUCGCGGCAUUUCAAGAUAUUUAAUUGAUCAUAGGUGGAAAUUACAGAGGAAUAUUUCCUCUUUAAAAGUGCUUGUAGCUAAUUUAUGUUCUGUAACCGGCCUCACCGAUAAAAAACCUUAAAGCCAAUUUUUUUUUCGAAUUUCAUGGUUUUUGUUAUUUUACUCGCAAACCACUAACUUUACGACAAAAAUGUACGUGACUUUUUUUUUUUAGAGAAUUUGAUUUCCAGCAAAAGAAGUUAUGUAAGCCAUUACCGUAGAACUAGUAGAUUUCGGAAUAAAUCCAAUUAAACAUCUCAAAAUUUAAAAAAUCGCAGUUUUAUCCAAGAUUUUAGUACUUUUUAUAAAAUUAGGACCGAAGAAAUAUGUAAUAUAUCCUGGUUAAUAUAUCAUUAAAAAUACAUCAUGUUUAAUUGGCUUUCUCUCGAAACCUAGUAGCUCUACGGUAAUGGCUUAAAUGACUUCUUUUGUAGGUAAUCAAAUUUUCUACAAAAAUGUCAUGUACAGUUUUGUCGUAAAGUUAACGGUUUGCGAGUAAAAUAAAAACCAUGAAAUUCGAGAAAAAAUUGGCUUUAAGAUUUUUUACCGGUGAGGCCAGUGACAAAAUAUAAAUUAGCUACAAGCACUUUUAAAGAGGAAAGAUUCCUUUUUGAUUUCCAUCUAUGGCCGAUUAUAUAUCUUUAAAGACCGUGAAGCUAUAGAUAAAUGAAAAAAAAAAAAUUUUAAUUUAUGUGUUAAUUAAAUGGGAAAAUUUCAAAUUCAUUUAGCGAGUACUUAAAAUUAAAAUUAAGAGCUCAUCUCAAAAAUGAUAUUUUGACAUGGGACUUAGAAAAAAAAAAUAGUCAUCUCAAACGAAGCACCCUAGUAUACAUAAGUAAUGAACCAAUGAGUUUCACUAUAUUUAUUAUUUGCAAACUUCAUUAAUACUUUAUUAAUAUUCUAUGAAAUAUUCUUAUUUAUGAAAUUUAUUCUAGUAAAAAAGGAAAAAUUAUUCAUUUAAUAAAUAAAAAAAAAAAAAUGAACAUUGACAAAUAAUAAAAAAAAGUUUCAUUUAACGACAAUGAUUAAUUACACCGGCACACAAAAAAAAAAAAGUUCUCUGUACUUUUGACGGGACCGAUUUAUUCCCAUGUAUUUUGACCCGCUGAAUCCGAAUUCAAGGUCCGUUUAACCCGUAUACCCUCAGAUUUUCAGAAAACUUUAAAAAACCUCAAAAAUACACAAAAAUCGACCGUUUUUUUAAAUUUAUAAAUUUUUUUAACCCUAACUAAGCAUGAUUUUUAUGUAUUUCGGUCCUCCCCAUACUAACCUGAAGUUUAUUUGAAACAUUAGCCAUUUAAAGUCUGAGUAAAUUCCAAAAAACCCCAAAAAAUUGCAAAAAAGCAAAAAAAUUCUUGGUAUUGUGAUGAAAAAAAUAUUUUGAAGCAUAUUAAAAUUUUUUUAUGUUUUAGGCCAAAAUAUUUUAUAUAUAUAUAUCACAGAUCGAACAAUAUGAUUUCUUUUAUUUAUUUCGAUUUAAAAAUUGAUUUUUGUUAUACCAAAUUUUAUUUUUUUCGAUUUUUUGGGAAUUUUUGCCAUUUAUUUAAAAUCUUAGAGAUGUCUGAGCUAUGGAUGUUCGAGAAUUAUAUGUGACAGAUAAACAUACAUGAAAAUAAUUAUUUAUUUAGCCCUAUAAAAUUUUUUUCAUCACAAUACUAAGAAUUUUUUUGCUUUUUUGUAAUUUUUUGGGGUUUUUUGGAAUUUACUCAGACUUUAAAUGGCUAAUGUUUUAAAUAAACUUCAGGUUAGUAUGGGGAGGACCGAAAUACAUAAAAAUCAUGCUUAGUUAGGGUUAAAAAAAUUUAUAAAUUUAAAAAACGGUCGAUUUUUGUGUAUUUUUGAGGUUUUUUAAAGUUUUCUAAAAAUCUGAGGGUGUUCGGGUUAAACGGACCUCGGAUUCGGAUUCACCGGGUCAAAAUACAUGGGAAUAAAUCGGUCCCGUCAAAAGUACAGAGAACUUUUUUUUUUUUGUGUGCCGGUGUUAUUGAUUAAACUGACUUAUACCAUUUUAUUUUAAAUUAAAUAAAUAUUUCCAAUGAUUUAAUAUUACUACACAUAGUCAGGGAAUUUUUGAAUUGUUUGACUGGAAUACCUGGAAAAGUCAGGGAAUUUCGAUCUCAAAAAUCUGUGGCCACCAUGAUAUAUAACUUUAUAAAGUUAUAUAUAAUUAUAUAUAACUAAAUAAAGUUAUAUAUAAUUAUAUAUAACUAAAUAAAAUUUUAUAUAAUUAUAUAUAAAUUUUUUUCCGGGUAGAACGGUUUGAUGCUCCAAAAGUGCCGAAAAUAUACGAUAAAUAUGCUGUAAAAUUACGGUUUUAAUGCUUUUAAAAUACCGCAUUUUUUCUGUUUUAUUACCGUAAAUAUUCUGAAUUUAUUUCGUAAAUUUUUGGGAAUAAUGCGGCAAAAAAAUUGGCCUAAAUAACUUGAGUAACAUCAUAUUUAUGAAGUACUAAUACCGUAUAAUUCCAGUAUUAUUUCGGUAUUUUCAAAACCGCGAGGGUAACCUAUCAUAAUUUGCCGAGUAGGUUCUAAAAAUACCGCUCGUUAAAAAAUGUAUGUACAUAUAACCAGCAUUAUCAUUACGAUAGCACCUACAAUUUUUAUCGGAUCCUGAUAAAAUUUUCCACACUUAUUUUAUGGGCGAUAAUUUGAUCAAGUUCGAAGAUGGGCUAAAUCGGUCAAUUAGUUCAGAAGUUAUGGCUGUUUGAAAUUUUUACGAUUUUUCACAAAAAUCAGUUUUUCACUGUAAAAGUUCAUAUAACUUUAAAACUAAAAGUUAUGGACAAUUUCGGUGAGAAGUAUCUUGGAGCUUGUUUAAUAAGCUUUAAUUUUUUACCUUAAACUUUAUGUUUCGACUAUUUUUUCUGAUAAUUUGAUAGUCUCAAAAGUUUGAACAAAAUCAAUAAAAUUACUGAAUAUGAUUUUAAUGGCUGAUAACUUAUGCAGUGCACAUUAUCUCAUUCUGUUAGCUUUAUUUUGUAGCUAAUUAAAUCAUUUUUUAAUCUCACUGCUACAUCAUUGUUUGAAAGUAUACAUUUCAUUAAUUAUGAAUUUACAGAAUUUACAAAAUUCUUAGAACGUCUUUAGAAAAAUCUACCUUCCAUUCUGGCUGCCAGAUUUAAUUAAAUUUAAGUAAAAGACUAAAUUUCAUACAAAAAAUGUUGUAUACUUUUGUUCCUAAAAGUCAACCGUUUACAAGUUAAAAACAAAAAAUCACCAAUUUCAUAGGAAAGUAGACUUUAAAGGCUUUCAUGCAGACUGUAGUUGAAGAUACUGCUAAGAACAUACGGGCUUUUUCAAAGAGCAGACAGUUCUCUUCAAAUAAAACUUUGAACUAAUAAGAUACGUUAAUAUGGGGCUGAGUUUAAUUCAAUAAAGAGAAAAAAAUCGAGAUUGAUAUGCUUUUAGCAUGGAAAAGCAUCAACGCCGUUGUUCCAGUGCCUAGAAUUGAUAUUAAGACCUCAAAAAUGGAUUGAAAUUUUAUUUCAGCAUGUAGAAGAUGAUUUUUAAUGGGUAACGAAGAAAAAAACAUGUUCGUUUCAAACGGAGCACCCUAAUAUAUAUAAAAAUUAUAAGUAACAUAAAAAUCCUGUUAGUAGUAAUGACAAGUAAUUCCUUCAUAUAUUGAAUAUGUAUCUAUAAUCAAUAAAGAUACAAUGAUUCACGCUGCGUUUGCUUGCUUCAAUAAAUGUAAAAACUCGUUAUUAAUAUUUAUAAAAUGAUACGUUUAAUAAAAUAAGAAUAUUAUUUUAGGAUUAAAAAAAAAAUACAAAAAAAGUUAUAAACUAAAAUAAUAAUAAAAAAAAAGUAUAUGUUGGUUGAACUGACAUGAAUGAUUAAAAUUAAAAUUAAUUUAUUAACACUUUCACGAGCUCUUACAGAGAUAACUUAAAAGAUAUAUAAAAGCAACUCUCUCCGACAGUGAACGUGUUAAAAAAGUUUUGAAAAUAAGUAUAUAUUCUUGUUUGUAAGUAAAUGUUUAUGACCAAAAUUUAGAAAAACGGAUUAGUGAUGCUUAUGCAGUCAUCGAUUAAUAAUGCGAAAUGCGUGUUAUUUCAUUGAACAAAAUACAUACACACAUCACACAUUUAUUCUUUUGUAGAUAGACGAAAAAGCUUUGUUAAGGGUUUUCUUGGUUUUCGGUAUCUACCCAAAUGUAGUAAAAAGAAAAAAAAUAUUUAUAAUAAAAUUGUAAAAUGAA